GUCUUUUUUUGCUUUUUUUUUCUUUUUUUUUUUCUCUCUCUCGAGUCAUCCGGCCCCGAAAGAAUAAUUAACUUGCUUUCCAAACGUGCGCCCCGCAAGCAGAGAUUCUCCAAUCGCGUUGUGUUCGAUCCUUUCAUCUCUAUUCAUGAUGCUGAGCGCCUCGGAAAAGAAAAGCUAUAUGAUAAAGUACCUAAGACUUGGUAUCCUCGGGGCGGCACUUCAAAAUAACCUUGUUUCGUCCAGUCUGGAUUCUCUCGUCUUCCUGCCUAUUGGACUAUGGGACGACACACCCUUCAAUUUCGGUGCCCCUCUACAAGGGCAUAGGGCUAUAAGGUUGGAAUCAAACUCAAAUGCUAUCCACCGGGACCUUGGACUUGGACUUCGCUCUAACGGAUACGAUAGGACCAUAGGUACUUUCGAACCCUUCCUAGUCUCAAAACGGGAGCCGUCGCGAUGCUCGGUCCCUCUACUCCGUAUUAUGAUUAUGAUUGUCUUCGCGGCAUGGGUUGAAUUCUUGAGCAAACGCCGAUUGGGAGGACGGGAACGGAGACCUUCACGAGUUCGCGGUGCGCACGACUCGCAGUGCACUCCAUCGGAGAUCCAAGGCUUGUUAUUCGCGGGGUUAAAAGCGCGAAGUGGAUCAGACACCCGGCAAACGCAAAGGAAAAAGAGGAGUCAAGACUCAAGAUACUCAAAAGAGAGGGUGCUCGGUUUCACGUAUACUUCCGUUCCAAAUUCUGAUUCAACUAGCGCCUUCUCAACGGUCUUUGUGCUGCAGACCACAUUCCCCCCCCCCCGACUUGGGGCUGUCUCAAGUUAUGGCGAUCUUCCCUCGCUUAAAACCGUAUGA
Molecule: messenger RNA, 850 nt
Organism: Aspergillus ochraceoroseus IBT 24754
Lineage: Eukaryota; Fungi; Ascomycota; Eurotiomycetes; Eurotiales; Aspergillaceae
Exons: 3
Coding region: 146-850 (234 amino acids)
Source: RefSeq, a predicted model, not a curated record